Molecule: messenger RNA, 687 nt
Organism: Pedinophyceae sp. YPF-701
Lineage: Eukaryota; Viridiplantae; Chlorophyta; Pedinophyceae
Source: the annotation of a GenBank genome assembly
AUGCCCGUAUGGCAGGACGAUGCAGCCCACAGCAGCGCGCUGGCGCAGCUGCGGGAGCGUAUCCCUGCCUCUGAGGCCCCGGACGACCAGCUGGUGUGGUUUUUGCGUGACAGGAAACUCGACGUGGUGGAGGCCGAGGAGAAGCUGCGGAAAACGAUCGAAUUCCGGAAAGAGUUCAGGGCGGAGACUCUGACUGCGGGCGACGUCGCCAGCGAGGCUGCCACGGGGAAGUCGUACGUGCACGACAAGCGCGACGUGUUCGGGAGGCCGGUGCUGAUUGUAGUGGCUGCGCGCCACGAGAUCGGCGCCGCGCCGAUCCGCGACAGCCAGGAGUACGCCGUGUACCUCAUGGAGCGGUGCGUGGAGCAAAUCGAAGGUGCGGGGACGCGGGGCGAGGCCGGGCGCGACGCCGAGACGGUCCUCGGCCUGUUCGACCUGCGCAACUUCUCCGCCCGGCGCAACGGCGACAUCGAGUUCAUCACGUUCCUGGUGAAACUGUUCUUCAACAUUUACCCCAAACGCAUCGGCCAGGUGCUCCUCGUGGACGCGCCGUUCGUGUUCAAGCCCGUCUGGGCCGUCAUCAAGCCGCUCCUGGGCAAGUACUCCAAGCUCGUGCGCUUCGUCAGCGCGGACGAAGUCAAGAGGGAAUACUUCACUCCUGACACGUUGCCAGACAUCCUGCAGUGA